AUGCCGGAGCGGGGCCGGGGCCACGAGAGCCCUCGGGAGGCACCGCCGGCCUCGGAACUGGGGGAGCCGGGGCCCUGGCCGUGCGGAUGCUCGGGAUGCUGGAAGCAGCCGCGGGCUCCGGCCGGGCUGCAGCACCGCGGCGGCACCAGCAGCGAUGCCGUCCUCUUGGGAUCCCCCCCUUCCUCAGCUCCCUGUUCCUCCAAGCCCCGAGCGCGCUCGUGGUGGACGGGGCUGCUCCGGGAUGUGGGUUUCGUGCCCCCAUCGCUGCCAGGCAGGUGCCGGGGCGUCCCGCAGCCCCGCGCGUCCCCGGGGACGGCUGCGAGGACGGCGCUGACGGGCCCUGCCUUGCGUUGCAGCACGGGGAGCAGCGACCCGUACUGCAUCGUGAAGAUCGACAACGAGCCCAUCGUCAGGACUGCCACGAUGUGGAAAACGCUGUCCCCGUUCUGGGGGGAGGAGUACGAAGUGCAUCUCCAGCCCAGCUUCCACAGCGUCUCCUUCUACGUCAUGGAUGAGGACGCGCUCAGCCGCGACGACGUUAUCGGGAAGGUCAGCAUCACCCGGGACACGCUGGCAGAGCACCCCAAGGGUAGGAGGCCCUGCUCCCGCUGGGGGGACCCUCUAAAGCCGGGGUGGGCAGCAGCCCCCUCGAGCUCCCUCGAGGGAGGAAACGGGGCAGUGCUGCCGGGUGAGGCCGGCCAGCGGCUCUGCUGCACGGUGCUCGAGGCCAGGGAUUUGGCUCAGAAAGACCGGAACGGAGCCUCCGACCCCUUCGUCAGGGUGCGCUACAAUGGGAAGACGCAGGAGAGCGCAGUCGUGAAGAAAUCCUGCUACCCGCGCUGGAACGAGACCUUCGAGUUCGAGGUGGCCGCGGGCGCCGCGGAGCAGCUGUGCGUGGAGGUGUGGGACUGGGACCUGGUCAGCCGGAACGACUUCCUGGGAAAGGUGGUGGUCAACGUGCCGGGGCUGCAGGAGCUCCGGCAGGAGGAGGGCUGGUUCCGGCUGCAGCCGGACAAAUCCAAGCCAAGGGAGGCUGGGGGCAACCUGGGAUCGCUGCAGCUCCAGGUGCGGCUGCGGGACGAGACGCUGCUGCCCUCCAGCUGCUACCAGCCCCUGGUCCAGCUGCUGUGCCAGGAGGUGCAGUCGGGAGCCCAGGACGGCAGAGUGUCCCUGAUCACCCUCCUCGACGAAACCACCACGGCCGAGUGCCGGCAGGAGGUGGCCGUCAGCCUGGUCAAGCUCUUCCUGGGCCAGGGGCUGGCCAAGGACUUCCUGGACCUGCUCUUUGAGCUGGAGCUGGCCAAGCCGUGCGAACCCAACACUCUCUUCCGGAGCAACUCGCUGGCCUCCAAGUCGAUGGAGUCCUUCCUCAAGGUGGCCGGGAUGCAGUACCUGCACGCCGUCCUCGGGCCCACCAUCAACCGCGUGUUUGAGGAGAAGAAGUACGUGGAGCUGGACCCCAGCAAGGUGGAGAUCAAGGACAGCGUCAAGUUCAUCGCUGUCACCAGCUUCCUCUGCCUCCGCUUCUUCUCGCCGGCCAUCAUGACCCCCAAACUCUUCCACCUCCGGGAGAAGCACGCAGACGCCCGCACCAGCCGCACGCUGCUGCUCCUGGCCAAGGCCGUGCAGAUCGUGGGCAACAUGGAGGCGGCGGCGGGGCGGGCCAAGGAGGCCUGGCUGGCCCCGUUGCAGCCCGCGCUGCAGCGCGGCGUCGCCCACAUGAAGGCCUUCAUCGCCGAGCUGGUGGGCCCAGAGGAGGAGGAAGAUCUGGAUCUGCCCAACGCCCUCGCCCUGCAAACACUGGUCAUCAAGGAGGGCCCGCUCUUCAUGCACAAGACCAAGGCCAAGGGGCCGCUGCUCUCCUCCUCCUCCAAGAAGCUGCACUUCUCCCUCACGAGCGAGGCCCUCAGCUUUGCCAAGACCCCCAACUCCAAGCUGCUCAAGGACCCGCAGGUUCUGUUCGCCGGCUACAAGGUGCCGCACCCGCUGGAGCACAAGAUCAUCAUCCGCGUGCAGACCACGCCGGACUACAGCCCCCAGGAGGCCUUCACCAACGCCAUCACCGACCUCAUCAGCGAGCUCUCCCUGCUCGAGGAGAGGUUCCGGGUGGCCAUCAAAGACAAGCAGGAAGGAAUCGAAUAAAAUAAUCACGUUUAGAAUGGACUUCUGAUAUAGAGUGAUACUUUUAGUUGAAUGCUUU
Molecule: messenger RNA, 2200 nt
Organism: Tinamus guttatus (white-throated tinamou)
Lineage: Eukaryota; Metazoa; Chordata; Aves; Tinamiformes; Tinamidae
Source: RefSeq, a predicted model, not a curated record